GUGCAGGUGCAGGGGAGAAAGAGCGGCAGCGGUGGGGACCUCCGGUGGAAACAUGAAGGAACCAGAUGAUCAGGAUACUGAAGGGGGGAAAUCAGAUAGAUCAAAAAGCAGUGGAAAACAGUCUCUUAAAUCAGAAUCAAGAUAUGGUUUUGAAGAUACCACAGAUGAUACAUUCACUGAAGGGGAAGAAUCAUAUUUAGAGGAAGACUCAGAUUUGGAAGACUUGGAAGGAAGUUCAAGUUCACUUCCAUAUGAUUAUGUGGAAAGCAAAAAAGCAUCUCAGGAACCCCCUGGCCUAGAUGCAGAAGAGGCAGAGGAAGAACUUAAGAAGAAAAUAUCAGAGAGCUUCUUUUAUGAUUACAUGGAACUUGCUUCAAUGCCUUUUGUGACUCCAGAUUCGAACAUACCACUGGAUUUUCUUGUACUUAUACAUUCUUUUGGUUAUGACUGCAGAAAGCGAGCCAACCUACAGCUUCUAGACAGCAGUACCCUGAUGUACAUCGCUGGGAACCAACUGAUUCUUCUGAAUUUUAAAACCAAAGAACAGACCUACCUGAGAAGUAGCAGUGGUCAAGGGAUUGGUGUCAUUGGGGUUCAUCCAUAUAAAACUUACUUCACAGUAGCUGAAAAAGGAAGUUUUCCAAAUAUUAUCAUCUAUGAAUAUCCUUCUCUGAAGCCCUACAGAAUCCUUCGAGAUGGAACUGAGAAGGCAUAUGCCUAUGUGGACUUUAACUACAAUGGUACCUUGUUGGCCUCUGUUGGUAGUUCCCCUGAUUACACGCUAACUAUUUGGAAUUGGAAAGACGAGCAACCCAUACUGAGGAAAAAAGCUUUUUCUCAGGAUGUUUUUAAGGUUACUUUCAAUCCUGAAGAUGAUGAGCAGCUUACUACAGCAGGAUCAGGCCACAUCAAGUUUUGGGAAAUGGCUUAUACAUUCACUGGGCUCAAGUUGCAGGGAUCGCUAGGUCGAUUUGGGAAAACAACCACUACUGAUAUUGAAGGCUACAUCGAGCUCCCAGAUGGGAAGGUGCUCUCAGGUACAGAAUGGGGCAACCUGCUGCUUUGGGAAGGCAGCCUCAUCAAAGUGGAGCUCUGUCGAACUGGAAUGAAGUCUUGUCACCAUGGUUCCAUUAACCAGAUAAUGCUGGAUGAGGGAGAAGUUAUUACUGCUGGGUCAGAUGGGUGUAUUAGGAUAUGGGACUUCGAGACAAUCGACACUGCUGAUAUUAUAGAUGAUACUGGAUUACUGGAGAUUGAGCCUAUUAAUGAACUUCAAGUAGAUAAGAAUGUCAAUCUCUUUUCUCUGAUAAAAAUAAAUACACCUGGAUAUAACUUGUGGUUGGCUCAGGAUUCCAAUGGAGCCAUAUGGAAGCUUGACCUUAGUUUUUCCAAUAUUACCCAUGAUCCAGAAUGCCUCUUCUCCUUCCACUCUGAAGCUAUUGAAGCCGUGGCUACUUCCCCUCUCACUUACCUCAUGGCCACGACUGCCUUGGACUGUUCUGUUCGAAUCUAUGAUUUUGCUAGCAAAAAUUCUUUGGCUCAGAUGAAAUUCAAACAAGGAGGUACUGCCCUCACCUGGGUACCCCGAAUAGUAAGCUACUCUGGAGCACAAAUUGCUGUAGGAUUUGAAGAUGGGGUUGUUCGAAUUCUUGAACUUUAUGAUCCAAAAGGGCUCACAAUUUUUGCAGGACGGAAAAAAGUUCCAGAUGUCGAUAUUUAUUUGAGACAGGUUUUCAAACCCCAUACUGCUCAAGUCACUGCUUUAGCUUAUGAACGUGAUGCAGAAGUUCUAGCCACAGGGAGUAAAGAUCACACCGUCUUUUUCUUUGAAGUGGAAAAGGAUUAUAAACCAAUUGGUUUUAUCAACACCCCUGGACCUGUUUGCCAGCUAAUAUGGUCUUCAGUCUUACAUCCUGACAGUACUUUACUGAUUCUCUGUGAGAAUGGCUAUGUUCUUGAAGCUCCAUGUCCAACCAUCAAGGAAGAAGAGGACGAUCAUGAUGUAGUUUCCUAUGAAAUCAGUGAUAUGUGCUUAAAAUGUUUCCAUUUCACAAGUGUCAAAUCUAAGAUUCUGAGAUCAAUAGAAAUUGAAAAGAGAGAAAAGCAAAAGGAGUUGAAGGCACAGGAAAGGGAAGCAAGGAGGAAGAAGCUAAUAGAAGAGAUGGGAGAAGAUGCAGAAAAAGAAUUACAGGAAGAGGAGGAAGAAGAGGAAGAGGAGCCAUUGCCUGAACUCUUUAUCCCACCAAACCCCUCUCCCAUCCUCUGUGGCUUCUACUCUGAGCCAGGGAAGUUCUGGGUUUCCUUGGGUGACUAUGAUUCUGGUUUUCUAUAUCACUGUGAAUUUCCCUCAUGUGACAAAAGAAGCAAUUUCGAAGAACAGAAAGAUGAACCUUUUGAUUUUCGUUUUCUUGAGAAUACAGAAGACAAUCCCAUCCAAACUAUUACUUUCAGCUUUAGCCAAACUAUGAUGUUUUGUGGCAUGAGAAAUGGAGCAGUUAGAGUGUAUAUCCGAAGUCAUGAUGAUCAUUCACUAACCAAUUUGGACUACUACUGGCACUUUAAUAUGCAUGACAAUGAUUAUGGGUAUGUUAAAAGCAUGGCGACUAGCUUUGAUGACCGGUUCUUGAUCACGGCUGGAGCAGAUAAUAAUAUCUUUGUUUUCAAUGUUUAUUCUGAACUUGAAUUCCUGAAAAUCAUCAAAGCCAAAGUGCCAUCUCCCAAGUUUGGAAUUGAAACAGAGCCAUCCCCAGAAGAUAUUGAAGAUCCCAAAGCCUACAGUAUUGAGAAUGCUAGGAGAAAAAGAGAACAUGACAAGUUAAUGAAAGAAAUGGAAGAAUUAAAAGCUGGAAAGAGAGAACAAAUCCGUGCUUUGAGGAAUGAAUUUUGGAAACUAUUAGAAAUGAACAAAGAAUUACAGCAUAUGCAAUUUAAAAGAACAGACUUUGAUCUUGAUUCCAAAAUUCGUGCUGAUAUUGAUAGAAAAACUGUUUAUAAAAUUCACCAAGUAGAAAAGGAAUUAGCUUGGGAAAAAGAGAAACAUGAGCUCGGCUUAAUGAAGCUACAGAAUAGAUUUCGUGAUCCACUGGAAAAUGACACUAUUGUGGUUUAUGCUAUACAAACUGACCACAAGAUAUCCUCCUAUAGGCUGGUAAAGCCCUCUAAAUAUUCCAAAUAUAAACGAACAAGUCAGUCAGAGAGAAAACCAAGUAAAUUGGAGAGGUUUGAAAAAGAGGGAUCUGGAAAAAGGGAUAGCCAGAAAGAUACAGGUGAAAGUAUUAUCAUACAAGAAGAAACAAUGAUAGAAAAAGGGAAAAUAUUUCGGCCUAGAACCCUAAGUGAAAUUAUGAUAGACAAUCAAAUUGAGAAAACAAGGAAACUUAUACAAAAAGCGGAAAGAGCCCAACUAAAGAUCCAGCAGCGGAAAAAAGAAUGGGAGGAACUAUAUAAGAGUAAACCUGAUGAAGACUAUGAAGAUCCCAAAGAUGUUCAAGCCAUUAAAGAAGCCCAAGUGUAUAUGGGAGAUUUCAAUCUGAAGACAGCCCCAGACUACAAGAUACCUGAACACAUGAGAAUAAAUGCUGCCAAAAAGGAAGAGGAAUUGGGACACCUUGUUUCUUUGGUCCAUGGGAAAAAAAUGCAUAUGAACAAGUGUAUCCUCUCUCUUCGAGAUCUUAAAGUGGCUGUUAUUGAGGAAAUACAGUGCCUGGUACAAGAACUGAAGAGCAUUCAAUCGACCCUCCACAUAUCCAAGCACAUCCCAAUUCCCCAAGUCCCCCAGAUACACCCAGAAGAAGUUCCAGAAAAGAGAUUUCACUAUGAUGAGGAGAUUCUCAAAAAGUUUAAGCGACAGCGGAUGAAAAUUGAGGUGCAAAAGCGCAGCCAUAUGGAUCAGAUAGUGUCUACCAACGCAGGCAGAGGGUUCCUCAAACUCCCUUCUGGAAAGGAUGGAGAUGUGACAACACGGGACUCACUGUCUAGGUCAUCCAGGGCAUCGACAUUCAGCCUGGAACUUCCAAAGCCACCUGAGUUUGAAAAAACAGAGCCUACUGAGGUGGAGCUGGAGAUCAUGAAGAGGGACGAGAUUAAACACUUGUACACACAAGAGUACUUGACCAACAGGAUCAAAGAACUGACUGUCACUUUUGAUGCAGAACUUCGUCUCCUGAGACAUCAGAAACUGAAAUUAGACACUCAGAUGAAAUUAUCUGACCUACACCAUGUCACAUUAUUUCAAGAAAUUCUUCUUCUCAAGAAUUUUGAAAAACAGGAGAACAUACUUCAAGAACGUGUUAAUUCAUGUGACAAAGAGGAACAGGAUAUGCAGUGGAAAAUAAAUGAACUUCUUAAAGAAAUGGAAGAGCGAAAAAAUGAAAUCACCAAGCUACAAGAACAAGAAAAGGCACUCUAUGCUGGUUUCCAGGCGGCCCUUGGAGAAAACAAUAAAUUUGCUAACUUCCUCCUGAAGGUCCUAAAGAAGAAGAUUAAGCGGGUAAAGAAAAAGGAGGUUGAAGGAGAUGCUGAUGAAGAUGAGGAGAGUGAGGAAUCAAGUGAAGAUGAAUCCAGCUUGGAGAGUGAUGAGGAGGAGUCUGGCUCUGAAGAUGGUUUUGAUGAUUCUAUCUGCCCAACAAAUUGCGAUAAGGCUCUUUUCGAACUUGCCCUUCAACUUCGAGAAAAAAGGCUGGACAUUGAGGAGGCUUUAGUUGAAGAAAAGAAAACUGUUGAUAACCUCAAAAAGGAAUAUGAUACAUUGUCCAAAAAAGUAAAAAUUGUGGCAACGAAUCUGAAUGCGGCAGAGGAGGCCCUGGAGGCUUAUCAGCGAGAGAAGCAGCAGCAGCUGAACGAACUGCUGGUUGUGUUUCCACUCAAGCUCCACCAGGUAGAAUAUAUGCAAUCUGGGGAAAUACCCCAUGAUCUUUCGGGUACUCUGGUCUUCUCUAACCUCUCCUUGGGACGGCUACAAGCACGAAUCAUACAGCUCCAUGAAGAGAACAUCAAGCAGCAAAAACUGAACAAAGAAUGCCGGGAGAGGCGAAAGCGGCUCAUCCGAGAAAAGAGACAGAUGGCAAAAACCAUACGUAAAAUGGAAGAAACCGUUCGUCAACUAAUGAUUGACAAGUUUGGCCGGGUGAUAGAUCUAGAAGUCCUUCAGACGCUUUCUGUUAAUACAACACUUGAGGAACUAAAGAUCAGAAAGCUUCGAAAAGAGCUGACGAAUGCAAAGGAAAUGAAGAUGUGGGAGGCAAAGAUUGCUCAGCUGCGAUGGGAACUGAUGAUGAAGACUAAAGAACACACAAAAAAGCUUCAUCAGAUGAACGACUUGUGCAUUGAAAAGAAGCAGCUUGAUUCUCGGCUGAAUACACUACAGAACCAGCAGGGCAAUGCCUUCCAGGGUCCUCGGAAAGCAGAUAUUGUAGCAAGAGAGAAGAUCACUGAAUUGGUCCAAGCCCAGGCACAAAGGAUUGUAGACUUAAAGGAAGAGAUUGCUCUUUUGCGCAAGAAAGGAGGCCUUAUCCUCCCACCCAUUCAGCCCACACAAGAGAAUGAAAUGAGCCCCAUGAACCUUUAGGUCUGCUGUUUUCUCAAAUCCAUCCAAGAUCUCUGACAUAAUUCACCAGAACUUGUGUUUCCUUUUCACCUGCAACGGUCCUAUUAUGUUAAAAGUGAACUCAUCUAAAAAAAUCAAAAACCAGAUCCUGUCACGUAGUUUUAAUAAUUUUUCUCCAAACUGGUUAUCUUAGAGCUGUCUGCUGCACCCAACAUCUAAUUAUUAAUGAACUGAACCAUUUUAGAUAUUUAGAUCCUGCUCAAUUGAAUAUGAAAUCUCAGAAAGCUGUAUCUCAGAGUUGCCAGAAAGAGUCUGUAAUGUGUUUUGUUUCAGGAAAAUGUGUUUUUCCAAUAUUCUAAAUAUUUAGCCAUUGGCAAGAAAAACUUUUCAUUCAGUCAUUUGUGAGAAAAUUUUUUUUCCUUGGUCCUUGGAUCCUUAGAAAAUAAACUUUGCUUGUAUUAGAUAUUCUCUGAGAGAACUCAAGAGAAAAAGAAACUAUUUGCCAAUAAUAUCUUAGAAUAAGAGAAAUGUAAAUUAGAAUUUUGGCAUUGUUGACUUCAUAAAGCAGUGUUUUGAGGACUGGGGAUUCAGGCAGUACAGACAGACACAGCAAAGCUGCCCUCUUUAGUUUGCUUUGGAUUGACAGAAAGCAGAAAAGACAUCAGCUUCCUGAAUCACCUAGAGAUUCACGAACUCCUCAGUUCUGAGUGGAGCAGAGGAGCAGGUUUUUCAAAAUGGUCAAUCAGGAGGGUUUUUUUUUUUUUUUUUUUGGUAGAUUUUUUUUAGCUCCAUCAGUAUUCUAAGUAUCCCUGUACUUUCUAUGUCCUUUGCCAUCAU
Molecule: messenger RNA, 6382 nt
Organism: Sciurus carolinensis (gray squirrel)
Lineage: Eukaryota; Metazoa; Chordata; Mammalia; Rodentia; Sciuridae
Gene: Cfap44
Product: cilia and flagella associated protein 44
Molecular function (GO): protein binding
Source: RefSeq, a predicted model, not a curated record